Molecule: messenger RNA, 2304 nt
Organism: Aureobasidium uvarum
Lineage: Eukaryota; Fungi; Ascomycota; Dothideomycetes; Dothideales; Saccotheciaceae
Source: the annotation of a GenBank genome assembly
AUGGUCGCAGAGAAGGACCACAAAGGCCAGGAAGGCCGUUCCUGGCUCCGGAAUAAGCAAAAUCGCAACUCGCAGACCGACUCGGAGGACUCGCUCAAGAAGCGACCGGCCAAAUGGAGCUUGGGUAUCCUGAAUGACACGGAGACGGACGAGGUUCCUGGCUCUGUCUUGCUACUCUCCAAAGUGUCGAAUCGUAACGAGCCGCUCGGACUCCGCAACACGCCCGCCAGAACCUCGACCUCGUCCUUGCCCUCCCCAUUCCCUUACUCGUCACACUCUCGUAACGGAUCUCUUGCGCCUCGCUCUCGUACGGGCUCUAUGGUGCCCCCUACUCCGGAUAAGAAACAGACUGGAGACGGCAUCGUGCUCGAACCACAACCCGAUGAGUCUCUGAACGACCCGCUGAACUGGCCGAAAUGGCGCAGAGAUUGCGCUCUGCUGUCUCUAGGUUUCUUCUGCAUGCUCGGUGGUGGUAUGACUCCUGUUCUUGCUGCAGGCUUCGUCAAUGUCUCCGAAACCUACGACGUCUCUGUGCCACAGGUUGCUCUGACCACUGGUCUGUAUAUGUUGGGCCUCGGUCUUGGUAGCGUUGUAGCGUCGCCUACCGCUAUUUUGUAUGGCAAGAGACCUGUAUACCUCGUCGCAUCAGUCAUUUUUGUGCUGUCUGCUGUCUGGUGUGCAUUGUCUCCCAACUAUGCUUCCUUGGUACUUGCACGUAUCUUCAUGGGCUUCGCUGUCAGCCCUGUCGAAUGUCUUCCCUCUGCAACCAUUGCCGAAAUCUUCUUCUUGCACGAGCGUGCCUACCGACUAGGUAUAUACACUCUAUUGCUUCUCGGUGGUAAGAAUCUCAUCCCGCUGGUGAGUGCCGCCAUUAUAGAAUCGCUCGGUUGGCGGUGGGUCUUUUGGAUCGUCGCUAUGGUGGUAUCAUUCGGUGCCGUCUUGUUAUUCUUCUUCGUUCCCGAGACUUUCUGGGACCGCACACCGAGGCCUUCUCGACACUCACACAAGCACCACAGACCGAGACUGAUGAGCAACAUAUCCUUGGCCUCCAUCUUCCACCGAGGCCAUGCCGAUACCCACGCGCACGAGGCCGCGCCUGAAUUGGAAAAAGGAGAAAAGCUCGAUCUCUCUCACACCGAGAGUCCCACCAAGACAAAGGGAGAGAAGCGAUUGUCAAGACAUGCUCACUUCAGUGAGCCUGAUGAUGACGAGAUCGCUCCUGAGAACGGCAGAAAGUUGAGCGUGCCAGCUCUGAACCUACCAGCCCUCGAAACAGCCGAGACUCCUGAGCCUCAAACGCCACGGAAACCGCAGGCGGAUGCUUCGUUGCAACUUCCUUCCCCGGGUGUGCAGCCUGCCUCUCCAGGAUCGCAACUCUCUCCUCAAGCAAGUGCACUAUCGCCAGGAUCCGCGCAUUUCUCUCCUGGAGCACAACACUUGUCGCCAGGAGAUGAUCCCUUCGUGUCAUAUAGAUCCACAUCCGAACACAACCACAUGAGAUCCAACAGUGCGCAAUUCGACAGCGUGCCUCCGUCACCCGGCCACUCUGUGGACGCGAACAACCCCGGCUUGGUAUAUACAACUUUCUACCGCGCCGCGCCGCCAAAGUCGUUUGUCGAAACUUUGAAACCGUAUGCCGGACGUCUAUCCCAAGAUCAUUGGGGCAAGGUGGCCCUUCGCCCGUUUAUCUUGUUCGCAUACCCGGCCAUCCUGUGGUCAUCGUUGAUCUACGCACUCUCGGUCGGCUGGUUGAUCGUACUUUCCGAGUCCGUCUCAGUCAUCUACGAGAACCGCGAGACAUACCACUUCACCGCUCUACAAGUCGGUCUCGUGUACAUCUCCCCCUUCAUCGGCGGCAUCCUCGGCACCGCCGUCGCCGGCCGCUUCUCCGACGUCAUCGUCCGCUGGAUGAGCAGAAAAAACGACGGCGUCUACGAGCCUGAAUUCCGCCUCAUCAUGGCCAUCCCCGUGACCAUCAGCACCGUCAUCGGCCUCAUGGGCUACGGCUGGAGUGUUUCCGAACACGACGCUUGGAUCGUACCCACCGUCUUCUUCGGCAUCAUAAGUUUCGGCUGCUGUGUGGGCUCCACCACCGCCAUCACUUUUGCCGUAGACAGUUAUCGCCAAUACGCCGGCGAAGCCCUCGUCACCCUCAACUUUUCCAAAAACAUUUUUCACGGCUUGGUGUUCCUUGCUCUUGGCGGCAUCCAGUUGGGCUGUCUACUCUUUACGAUCCCCAUGUACAUUUAUGGAAAGAGAGCGAGAAUGUGGACGGUGAGGAAAAACUUGAUGGAAAAGUUUUAA